AUGUGCCGCUUCCUCAUCUACUCCGGGCAGUCGCCCAUCCUGCUCUCCCACCUCAUCACCUCCCCCACCCACAGCAUCCUCACGCAGUCCUGGGACUCGCGCCUCCGCCUCGACUCCGUCCCGCACAACGGCGAUGGCUUCGGAGUCGGCUACUACACCGCGUCCACCACGACGCCGCGGCGGCGCGGAAAUGGGGGCGACAUAGUGCCCGGCGAGUCCCUCGAGCCCGUCGAUCUCGGCCCCGAGCCGUGCAUCUUCACCAGCACCAUCCCCGCGUGGAAUUGCCGGAACCUCGAACGGCUGGCGAGCAAGACCAUGUCGCCGUUGGUAUUUGCGCACGUGCGGGCGACGACGGAGGGUGCGCUGGGAGACAGUAACUGCCAUCCUUUCUGCCGGGGGGCGUUGAUGUGGAUGCACAAUGGCGGCAUUGGCGGCUGGAGGCUAGGCGUGAAGCGCAGAUUGGCAGAAGACGUGGCGGACAAGUGGUAUGAUUGCGUGGGCGGAAGUACCGAUAGCGAGUGGGCGUUUGCCCUCUUCCUCGACUCGCUGGAGCGCAUGGGCGUCGAUCCGGAUGAUGAAAAGCGGCAGCGCGACGGCUUUGGCCAUUCGGUGCUCCGCAAGGCGAUGUUGCGGACGAUUGAGCGGAUUAAUGGGUUCAUUCGCGACCUGCCGGAGGAGAAGAAGAAGGUGGCGGACACGCGGAGUCUGCUCAACUUCGCCGUCACGGAUGGCAAGUCGGUGAUUUGCACGCGAUACGUCAGCAGUAAGACGGACGAGGCUGCGUCGUUGUUCUUCAGUUCCGGGACGAGCUGGACGGAGCAGCAUCGACAGCACGGUGCAGGCCAUGACGCGAAGACGAAGAUCGGACAGGGCGAGUACAAGAUGGAGAGGCGCGACAAGGGCGCGGACAUCGUGCUCGUCGCCUCAGAGCCGUUGACCUUUGAGCGCGAUAACUGGGUUACCGUACCGACCAACAGCGUGCUGACCAUCCACAACCAGACGGUCCUCAUCCAUCCCAUUCUGGACGAGUUCUACAAUCUCUCCCCUAUAACGCCGCGAAGUCGCAACUUUGCGGCGGAGAAGGGACAGAGUACUGGUGAUGAUCUGUUGGCCAAGCAGACUGCUGGACUGGGCAUUGCCGCGGCUUGA
Molecule: messenger RNA, 1149 nt
Organism: Neohortaea acidophila
Lineage: Eukaryota; Fungi; Ascomycota; Dothideomycetes; Mycosphaerellales; Teratosphaeriaceae
Product: nucleophile aminohydrolase
Exons: 2
Coding region: 1-1149 (382 amino acids)
Source: RefSeq, a predicted model, not a curated record